Messenger RNA from Neurospora crassa OR74A, 2615 nucleotides. Its product is annotated as glycerol:H+ symporter, variant. Bases 350 to 2200 code for a protein of 616 amino acids. Gene Ontology annotation, cellular component: endoplasmic reticulum. The transcript is spliced from 4 exons. Gene Ontology annotation, biological process: GPI anchor biosynthetic process. The record is from RefSeq and is a predicted model, not a curated record. NCBI's taxonomy places the organism in Eukaryota, Fungi, Ascomycota, Sordariomycetes, Sordariales, Sordariaceae.
UCCAUGUCGCUCGUCGCAUCGCUUGAUUGAAUAGUUCAAGGACAGCUCUCCAAUACGAACAACGCCACAACCAUUAAGCGGUCAAUAUCAAAGCUUCCCGCAUAUAAUCGAGCACACUAUCGGACAGCGUUUGCGCCAAGUCAACACGAAAUCAAGCCAUCGUGAACCUUGAAGGACCGAUCUUACCCAAGACGAGGUCAACCAUCAUCUGCGACAUCGAAAAAGGUCACUCCGGAUGAACGAACCUUGAAUCAGUGACGCUUCGAAGUAAAACACAUUUUCUCGCGACUCCCACGUCAUCAUCACAGCUCGGUUAUGCUCUGAAGUGCGGCGCAUCUUACCUUGGAAGAUGGGAGGAGGCAUCAUCGGCUUCAUUCGAAGCAUAUACCAACUAGACACGCUCGACACACGAUUCACAACACCUUCGUCCGUCCCAUACAAACUUGCGGCCGAGGCGAAAAAUGAUCCACACGGAGCACAAGAGGGCGGCUUGAGCAAGGGAAAGAAAGCAGAGAGAUCAAAAUGGAGCACACCCGAGUUCUAUCUAUACUACUUGGUGUUCUUGGUUGCGAUUCCUUACAUGUUUUGGGUUCCUUUUGAAGUGUCCAGGGAAUCCGACCCGAGGUACCCGAAGUUCCAACGCUAUCUGUCAGACGGCUGGAUGUUGGGUCGCAAGGUUGAUGUAUCGGACAUCCAGCUACGAACGAUUAGGGGAAAGAUACCGCAUAUUUUUGGACUACUCGUUGUGCAGCCGCUUUUGCGCCGAGUUUGGAAGCUAUUCAAGCCAACACGACUUGAGCCUGGUGCCUCUGAAACAUCACCCAGAGCUGCCGAGGCACGACUAGAGCAGCGUAUAUCGUUUGAUGCCUUCUUUGGUGCUAUUCUCCUCACAGCCCUCCACGGAACUAGCGGGCUUAAAAUCCUAGGUCUCUUGUGGUUGAAUUACCAAAUUGCAACUAGGCUCCCGAGAAAGGUUGUCCCAUGGGCGACAUGGAUCUUCAACCUCUACAUCUUGGUGACUAUGAAAGUCUACGAUGGUUACAGAUUCAAGACGUUCGUGAACUUGAUUCCCUUUGCGCCAGACAGCCUGCUUGAGCUUGCUUCUUGGAUGGACAGCCAACAAGGACUCCUGAACCGGUGGCACAUUCUCUUCAAUAUCACCAUUCUCCGACUGAUCAGCUUCAACCUCGAUUAUGCCUGGAUGAUGGACAGACAGGGCGGCAGCCCUAUCGAGAAGCAACUAGACCCUGCCAGCCUUUCCGAACGCGACCGUGUCGGCACUCCAGCGCCGAAGAGUAACUACUCCUUCCGCAACUACUUCGCUUACGCCAUCUACGCCCCGUUGUACCUGGCCGGCCCGAUCCUGACCUUCAACGACUACAUCUCGCAGUGCCGAUACCAGUCCGCCAGUAUCGAACUUUCGCGCACCGUCAAGUACGGCAUCCGGUGUCUGCUCGUACUCCUUGCCAUGGAGUUCGUGCUGCACUUCAAUUAUGUCAACGCCAUCUCCAACGCGCGGCCUGACUGGUCCUCGUACACGCCCGCCCAGAUCGCCCUGCUCUCCUUCUUCAAGCUGCACAUCAUCUGGCUGAAGCUGCUGGUUCCCUGGCGCCUCUUCCGCUUCUGGGCCCUGGUGGACGGAAUCGACCCACCCGAGAACAUGCUGCGGUGCGUGAGCGACAACUACAGCACUCUGUCCUUUUGGCGCUCCUGGCACCGCUCCUUCUAUCGAUGGACGCUCCGCUACAUCUACAUCCCGUUAGGUGGGUCCAACUUCAGAACGCUUGUCAGCUCGGCAUACUCGAUUAUCACGUACCUGGCCGUGUUCAUGUUCGUGGCCAUCUGGCACGACGUGGAUUUCCAGCUGCUUGUGUGGAGCUGGCUUAUUGUCGCGUUCUUCCUGCCCGAGAUCGCCGCCGGUUAUUUGUUCCCGCGCAAAAAGUGGGAGGGCAGGCCGACGGCUUACAGGAUGCUGUGCUGCGUGGGCGCGGUCGGAAACGUGUUGAUGAUGAUCAGCGCGAACGUGGUCGGCUUUGGCGGUGGGGUUGAUGCUAUGAAGGCUCUUUGGGAGGGCCUGUUUAGGGGGUUGUCUGGCAUCUCCUUUCUCACGGGCUCAUGCAUUGCCCUGUUCGUUGGCAUUCAGGUCAUGUUUGAGAUCAGGCAGUCGGAGUUGAGGAAGGGCAUUAACUUGAAGUGCUGAGUGGCAUGUGUGGGUAUGCGGUCCAUGAUUGUUUUAUUCCAGGUGAAAAUGUCAUUGUAUGCAGUAUACAACCACGAGUUCAACAGGAUAGACGAGGAUAGAUGUACUUGGGAAGCAAAUACAAGCGGAGUGUCAAGAUGGUUUUUUCUUGGCUCCUGAAAAAGAAUCCUUUGUAUAAAGACAUGCAAGUAUAUUGACGAUGUUCUUUCGUUUGGAGGGGCUGUGUGCCGUAGAGGUAGACCUGACACUGCCAAUGCUAUGCCUGGGGUUGCUACUGUACGUAAGUAGGUAGUUUGCACUCUUGGGAAAGGGGUCUCGAGGACCUAGUCCAGGGUCCCCUGAGGAGGAGGCAGGUGAUAUCCCAUUCCUAUUUACAGCGCGGCAAUAAGCCCUUUCGGGAAGCGGAACAAAUUGG